This is a messenger RNA of Chlorella variabilis, 3541 nucleotides long. RefSeq lists its product as hypothetical. Bases 38 to 3541 code for a protein of 1167 amino acids. The record is from RefSeq and is a predicted model, not a curated record. NCBI's taxonomy places the organism in Eukaryota, Viridiplantae, Chlorophyta, Trebouxiophyceae, Chlorellales, Chlorellaceae. The transcript has 24 exons.
GGUGCUCAGGGCUAACAAGUUUCGAUACGUAUGAGGGAUGUUGGCACCUGCAGCUCGCGACCGUGGCCCAACCUGUCGUGUGCAGCUGUUUAUUGGCGCAGCACUCUUUAUCUUGGGCUUCUCUGUGGGGACGGCUCGCGAGCGGUGGGUCAAUCCCACCCACCCUGCCCCCAGCAGCAGGGCCAUUCAGCCCACGGGGCUUUGGCGAACGCAUUCACGGGCUGCGGAGGAGGGCAGCACCUUGGAGGAGUCCAGCAAUCAUGCCGACACAGCUGCCGCCGGAGCAUCAGCCGCAGCAGCGGCACAGGAAGCGGCAGCGCGGGCGGCAGCGGCAGCAGAGGAAGCGGCUGUAGCAGCAGCAGCGGCAGCAGCAGGGGCGAAACCGUGUUCCGAGCCUGUGGUGUCGCUGCCAGAAAACAUACAGGAUUUGAAUCAGAGGACGCAACAGUGCAUGAAGCUGGGCAUCGAGUAUGCAGCGAAGCUCAAACAGUUUGCGUUGCGGAAGAAGCAUGAGCUGCACACAAACCAGUGGAGCACGCAGUUUACAUCGCCCAUCUCCAAGGCUCUGCCCCGCGCCUUCCUGGAUUUUGCACAGUGGUCGGGUACCGACAAAGUCACCGAUCACGCCUACCACUACGCUUACACGCGCUACCUCUCCCACGUCCGUUUCACUGACCUGCGCAUGCUGGAGAUUGGGCUGGGCUGCGAUAUGGGCUACGGUCCUGGCGCCAGCCUCAAACUUUGGCAUGCCUUCCUGCCGUGUGCCAAGAUAUCGUUUGUGGAGUAUGACCGGGACUGCUCUGUGAAAUGGAAAGACUCCGUGGAGAAAGAGGCUGGCGGCAAGCUGUACAUUGGGUCUCAGGACGACCCUGCAUUGCUGGGUGAAAUUGUGGCGGAUGCCAAGGCUGAAGGCGGCUUUGACAUGAUUGUGGACGACGGCAGCCACAUCCCCCAGGAGCAAAUGUCAACACUCCGAGCGCUUUGGCCUGCAAUCAAGCCUGGGGGCAUCUACGUCAUAGAGGAUUUGCACGAUCACUACUUCUUGCAAAGACCGCUGGAUGGCUAUGAGCCUCCCGAGCUGCCCAUCCCACUCUACCAACGCCUGAUUCACCUGAUCAACUGCCGUAUAGAGAGCUUCUACAAGUUUGAUGUGUCCGGCAGGUCGUGGUGUCGGAAUGAGGUCCAGCUGUCCAUGUUUGAGACUGGCGACCCAGGUGCCGAUUGGGACUUGCUGCAGCGCAUUUCCUUCAGCAACCCUGAGGACUUCUGGCCGCACCUGCUGGCGCUGCUGUGUAUUCGCUUCCAUAAGCCACCCCACAGCGCACGCUUGAACAUAGCAGAGUGUGCACUGACAGGGCGGGACCCUGACCGCCCCGCCAUCGUGUGGGCUGACGAGGCAGCGCCCCACGUGCUGCAUAGCAUGAGCCUGGGCCAGCUGGCGACCCGCAGCGCGCACGUCGCGGAUGCCCUGCGUGCCCUGGGCCUGAAGCCAGGCGAUGCUGUGGCCAUUGACAUGCCACUGACGGCAGAGGCUGUGUGCAUCUAUCUGGGCAUCGUGCUGGCUGGCUGUGCUGUGGUGUCCAUCGCCGACUCGUUUGUGGCGGACGUCAUCCUGCGUGGCGGCAAGGCGCUGCCGCUGUAUGCGCGGGUAGCGGAGGCGGGGGUGCCGCAGGCCAUCGUGCUGCCGGCGCAGGCGGGCGGGCAGCUUCAGGUAGACCUGCGCCGGCAAGAUCUGUCCUGGGAGCGCUUCCUGGGGGCGGUGCCGGAGCCAACCUCCAUCACUGCACAUGUGGUGGACGCCGCGGAGAUCACCAACAUCCUCUUCUCAUCUGGAACCACAGCGCUGCUGAAUAGCGCCACCAUCGCCCUCUUCCAGGGCAGCCCCCUGGGCCGACCCUUUGGCGUGUUCGUGGAGCGAGCUCGCGUCACGACGUUGGGUCUGGUGCCCAGUAUUGUCAAGGCAUGGCGAGCCACUGGCUGCAUGAAAGGCCUGAACUGGAGCUGCCUGCGCUGCUACAGCUCUACGGGCGAGGCAUCGGCACCAGAGGACUGCCUGUGGCUCAUGGCACGGGCCGGGUACAAGCCGGUGAUUGAGUACUGUGGCGGCACUGAGCUGGGCGGCGCCUACUUUUCGGGCAGCCCGCUGCAGCCGCAGAGCCCCUCCACCUUCUCCACGCCGACCGUUGGCCACCGCCCCGUCAUUCUCUGCUCCCCUGCGCAGCCCGAAGGCAGUCUGACCCUCAGCCCCCAUGGCGACACACAACCAUUGACUGGCGAGCUUGCCCUGGCUGUGCCCUGCCUGGGAGCCAGCCAACAGCUGCUGAACAAGGACCACCGGCAGGCUUACUACGAAGGCAUGCCGCAGAUCCCUGGGGGCAGGUGGUUCCUGCGGCGGCACGGCGAUGAGGUGGAGCGGCUGCCUGGCGGCGCGUACCGUGCGCUGGGGCGUGUGGACGACACCAUGAACCUAGGUGGCAUCAAAGUCGGCUCGGUCGAGCUGGAGCGGGCGUGCGUGGAGAACGUGGAGGGGGUGGUGGAGGCAGCGGCGGUGGCCUGUCCCAGCCCCGGCGGCGGCCCGGAGCAGCUGUUCCUGUUCCUGGUGCUGCGCACUGGAGCAAGUGCGGCAUCGGCGGAGCUGAAGAAGCGGUGCCAGCAGGAAAUUAGCGGCAAGCUCAACCCGCUGUUCCGGGUGCAUAAGGUGCUGCUGCGCCGCUCCCUGCCCCGCAACGCCAGCAACAAGGUCAUGCGGCGGAAUCUGCGGGAUGAGCUCCUGCGCAGCCAGAGCAAGCUGUGGCGCUGGCAUGUGCUGCGCGAUUGGGGACUCUACAAGCACUUCCCCGCCUGCGCCAAGGGCUCCCGACUGGUGAACACCGCUGAGCUGGACCCGGCGCGGCGCUACGUUCUGGGCCUGCACCCGUACGGCGUCAUGGGCAACGCAUCCGUGGUGGCGCUGGGCACCGACGGCAUGGGCUUCUCCACCGCCUUCCCCGGCAUCCGCCUGAGCCAGGCCAUUCUGGAUUUCAUCUUCAUGACGCCAGGCGCCCGCGAGAUCAGCCUGCUGCACGGCUGGUGCGGCGUGUCGAGAGACAUCCUGCUGGCGCGCCUGGCGGGCGGGCCAGGCUCGGCCGUGUGCAUAGUGGUUGGCGGUGCGGCAGAGGCGCCCGGCACCAUGGACCUUGUGCUGAAGCGGCGCAAGGGGUUUGUGCGGGUGGCGCUGGAGGCGGGGGCCGACCUGGUGCCGGUGCUGGCCUUUGGCGAGAACGAGGCGGUCCACCGAGUGCGUGUGACCCCUGGCAGCUGGCUGGACUGGAUGCAGACGGCCACCAAGUUGUUUGGGUUCACGCUGCCGCUGUGCUAUGGUCGCGGGCUGCUGGGCCUGCGGUAUGGGCCGUUUCCAGAGCCUGUGCCGCUGGUGACUGUGGUGGGGGCGCCCUUGCGCCUCCCAGCCUUCCACGGUGAGGCUUGUGAGACGUCUGACGAGCAGCCCUGCUUUUUCCACACCACACCGGGGGCGUUCACCCCACCAAAUCUGCUUUCCUAA